GGGGGAGCGUAGAUUGGAGUUAUAAAAUGGCGGCUUGGGGCGCUUUCGGCGCUGUUCCUCCGGCGGUCUUUGGUUGAGCUCCCUGCUUUCCGUCACUGCCGAACACAGAGAGGCGAGGCCCCUGGAGGACAUGGUGUUUGAGACCCAAGGCUUGCUGACCACCAAGUUCUUCGAGAAUCUCGGCGCAGCGGAAGCGACCAGGCGCGCUCAGCCCAGCGAGCAGCGGCCGCUUCACACCCGAGGCCCGCGGCUACAACAUCGCACCUGCUCGCGGUCGCUCACCCGGCUUCCGCCGCACCCACAGCCCAGCGAGUGCCGCGGCGGCCGCCCGGGAGGUUUGAAAAUAUGGCCAAAAGAAUUGCUGAGAAGGAAUUGACAGAUAGGAAUUGGGAUCAAGAAGACGAAGCAGAAGAGGUGGGAACAUUCUCAGUGGCCAGUGAGGAAGUCUUGAAGAAUAGAGCCAUAAAGAAAGCAAAGCGUAGAAAUGUUGGAUUUGAAUCGGAUAGUGGAGGGGCCUUUAAAGGUUUUAAAGGUUUGGUUGUACCUUCUGGAGGAGGAGGGUUUUCUGGAUUUGGUAAUGGUGCUGGAGGGAAGCCUUUGGAAGGACUGUCUAACGGAAGCGGCAUAAGCAGCGCCCCUCCCUUCUCCAGCGCCAGGACAGCGGAGAGCAAGGCAGCCUUUGGAUCUGUUGCUGCAAAUGGUCCUACCUCCUUGGUCGAUAAAAAGAUCUUAACUCCCAAAACUAAUGGUGACAGUCAGCAGCCCUCCUCCUCCGGCCUUACCUCUAGCGCGGCCUGCCCCCGGGACGUCUAUCACAAGCAGCUGGCUGCCUUAAACUGUUCCGUCCGGGAUUGGAUCGCGAAGCACGUGAACACGAACCCCCUGUGCGACCUGACGCCCAUCUUUAAGGACUACGAGAAAUACCUCACUGGUAUCGAACAGCAGCUCGGGGGUAGCGGCAGCAGGCGCUCUGAAAGUGAAGCCAAGAAAAUGCCGCUUGUGACCCAGUCUCCUUCCCCGUUCGGGGCAGCAGAACUGCAGCGAGACUCGACAUUGGCGUUUGCGGGCAACAAGGUGGAGGACACUGCUGAGAAGCCACCGGACCCGCCCGGAGGAGCCGCGGGGGCCUCGUUUAACUUCGGCAAGAAGAUCGACAGUUCUGUCUUGGGCUCUUUAAACUCCGGUCCCCUGACUGCAUUUUCGUUUUCUUCUGGAAACUCCAGUUUAUUUGGCAAAGAGCUUACCCAGAAUAAACCGGUGUCUUCACCAUUUUCCACGAAAAUGUUGGAGGUACAGGCUGAAGGCGGCAGUAGCGAAUACAAAGGCGGAGAUGAAGAAGAGAAUGACGAGCCGCCCAAAGUAGUAGUUACUGAAGUAAAAGAAGAAGAUGCUUUUUACUCCAAAAAGUGUAAACUGUUUUACAAGAAAGACAAUGAAUUUAAAGAGAAAGGUGUGGGUACUUUGCAUUUAAAACCUACAGCCAAUCAGAAGACACAGCUGUUAGUGCGGGCAGACACCAAUUUAGGCAACAUACUGCUGAAUGUCCUGAUUCCACCCAACAUGCCGUGUAGCCGAACGGGGAAGAACAACGUCCUGAUCGUCUGUGUUCCAAAUCCACCUGUUGAUGAGAAGAAUGCCACCAUCCCAGUCACCAUGUUAAUCCGGGUAAAAACAGGCGAGGACGCGGAUGAGUUGCACAAAAUUUUACUGGAGAAAAAGGAUGCCUGAACACACUUGGACUAAGGGAUUGCUGCCAAGUUGCUGCUCCCCGCCACCCCUUAGGCUUAGUCAGUUUUUCUUCUUACUUUGACAUUCUAAGAAUUUAGAGAUAACUUAAAACUUUGUGAGGAAGAUUAAUAUGGCCAAUAAAACCUUUAAACGUUAAGUGUCAAGAACCUGUAUUCUCCCUUCUUAAGAACUGUCUGAUGUGUAAAAUACAUUUGAAUGAAAUUUUUUGGGAAGAUUUUUAAUGUUCAUUUAUUAAACUGACCACAAGUGGUUUCUUAAUAGGCUGAAAUCAGGGUAUCGAUUAGACUUCCCAAAGGCUGUUCCGAUCCACGGGUUUUGGGGUCUGCUGCCACCGCUGGGGAGGCUUCCCGGCAGCCCCCGCGUCCAGGAGGAAGC
Messenger RNA from Neomonachus schauinslandi (Hawaiian monk seal), 2124 nucleotides. It is a transcript of the gene NUP50, whose product is annotated as nucleoporin 50. Lineage: Eukaryota; Metazoa; Chordata; Mammalia; Carnivora; Phocidae. The transcript is spliced from 8 exons. Gene Ontology annotation, cellular component: nuclear pore. The record is from RefSeq and is a predicted model, not a curated record. Bases 346 to 1728 code for a protein of 460 amino acids. Gene Ontology annotation, biological process: protein import into nucleus.